UUUAGCGGAGAGAUACACACACAGGAGGAGGUAUGGCUGGCCAGGCGGGCGGAGUGCGUCUGAGAUGUGCACGUAGCCGGGAAGAUGUGGUCAAGGCUCGUCAGAGAUGUGGACGUAGCCGGGAAGAUGUGACCAAGGUGCUUCUGAAUCGUGAACGUAGCCGGGAAGAUGUGGCAAAGGCUCGUCAGAGAUGUGGACGUAGCCGGGAAGAUGUGACCAAGGUGCUUCUGAAUCGUGAACGUAGCCGGGAAGAUGUGGCAAAGGCUCGUCAGAGAUGUGGACGUAGCCGGGAAGAUGUGACCAAGGUGCUUCUGAAUCGUGAACGUAGCCGGGAAGAUGUGGCCAAAGCUCGUCAGAGAUGUGGACGUAGCCGGGAAGAUGUGGCCAAAGUGCUUCAGAAUCGUGAACGUAGCCGGGAAGAUGUGACCAAGGUGCGACAAAAAUGUGGACGUAGCCGGGAAAAUGUGACCAAGAUGCGACAAAAAUGUGGACGUAGCCGGGAAGAUGUGGCCAAAGUACGCAAGAGAUGUGAACGUAGCCGAAAAGAUGCGUCCAAAGAUCGGCUGCUAGCCGCUGGCACAGACAAGAAGAAAAGGGAAGGUGAUAAAAUAAAAGGUAAAGACACAACAAAACCGUCAUUGUUCAGAACGCUGGGCUGCUGGCUUCUCCUGCAGUAUCUUCUUCCUCGCCAUCACUAUUUGGGUCCUGGAAAUGCGUUGUGUCGAGGAUCGGAAGAGCCCGUGGACGAGGACGACAGGAUCGCCCAAGAACAUGACCGGGAGUACGGACUUGCCAGUACCAAGCAGGACGUGAGGAGAGCAGACCGUGCAGCCAUCGGUAGAUUCUGGUGUAACCUUGUUACUACGUGGAACUGGCACUCAAUUGUAGGAUUAUUCAUCGUGUCCAUCAAGUACGCGGUAGAAAGUCUUCUUCCGAGGCCAAUCUAUCCUUUGGGGUUGUCCCAACAUAGUGAUGAGAGGUGUAUACAGGGAAAGGUCAUUGGGGCCAAGAGUAAGACUUUGCAGGGCGCGCCUCCUCGAAGAUGCCCGUGUCCCGGACAGUACGUGGGACGGACUCCACAAGAAACACCUGGUCACCGGAUGAACCGCCCACCGUCACCUCCGAAGUACUUUACCGACUUUUCAGUUGUCAGCGAGACGUCUUUAGCUUACACCGAAACAGAACCGACUCCGUACACAACUCCUGGUCACCGUAUGAGCCGACCGCCUUCACCUCCCCGAGUGUUCACGUACGAUGCGCCCGGUCUGCCCUCUAGCAGAGCUGGCACUCCUUAUAUGGCUGCAUCUUCGCCAGGAAGUGGGAAUUACACAUAUGGAAGAUCGUCACCCCAGCGGUGCCCUGGAGCUCCACUUGCCCACUCCUCGCCCAUAAGAAGUCCUUCUGUGAGCUCGCAGGCAACGUACUCCCCAGGGCUCAGUCCCGUCAGUUCAUGUCGCCCGAGAGAUGAUGUACUUAACAGAGCUUUCAAUGCAAACCCGAAUGCAACUUUUAGUGUAUGUCCAGAAGAUGAAACUUUAGUGGGAGGCCCAGCAGAUGCAACAUUUAGUGUGUGCCCAGAAGAUGAAACUUUAGUGGGAGGCCCAGCAGAUGCAACAUUUAGUGUGUGCCCAGAAGAUGAAACUUUAGUGGGAGGCCCAGCAGAUGCAACCUUUAGUGUUUGCCCUGAAGAUGAAACUUUUGUAGGGGGCCGGGCGAAUGAAACUUUUAAUGUGGGGCGAGGAAAUGAAACCUAUGCUUGGGAAGAUUCAGAUGCUGAAGGAAUAUUUGAGGAUAUGAGUCUUGAAGAUGACGUAUUUGAACCACCGGGAUGUCCGAGGGUGAAGAAGAAGCCUCCUCCAUUAGUGAUCCAAGAAGAUUUAAAUGAAACGUUUACUAUUCGAGCUCCAGGACAAGGGUUUGCAAAACAAAAUACGGAUUCUCCUCUCAAUGAAACUUACGAGGUUGGUUCUUCUCUAAGUAUAACACUCAAGAUGGAGGAACCUCAUAAUGCAACUUUCGAAAUCGAUAGACCUCAUAAUGCAACUUUCGAAAUGAAUAGUCCUCAUAAUGCAACUUAUGAAAUGGAAAGGCCUCAUAAUGCAACUUUCGAAAUUGAUUGUCCACAAGGCGCACCUUCAAAUUCACAAUCGGAAGGAGGGAUAGAUGACUGUUUGAGAGAAAGGAUUGAGCAGAGCCAGGAGCGAGUGCGUACUCUCAUCGGCAAAUUGCAGGCCUUGAUCAAUACCACACAGCAAUGCAAAAGAGAAGAUCUUAACAGAACCUACUAGUCUCACUGAAGGACGCCGCUGGUAGCGAUGGACGGUGGCUGAUAAUUCCUACCUACUCCAUUUAAAACAAUAAAAAACGAAUAAAAUAUUUUAAAAUUGUGCAUUUAAUAUAUCUCAACGAAACUCUAAA
This is a messenger RNA of Homalodisca vitripennis (glassy-winged sharpshooter), 2418 nucleotides long. RefSeq lists its product as uncharacterized. The coding region runs from base 33 to 2288 and encodes 751 amino acids. The record is from RefSeq and is a predicted model, not a curated record. Lineage: Eukaryota; Metazoa; Arthropoda; Insecta; Hemiptera; Cicadellidae. The transcript has 14 exons. Gene Ontology annotation, molecular function: structural molecule activity.